Molecule: messenger RNA, 252 nt
Organism: Paramecium sonneborni
Lineage: Eukaryota; Ciliophora; Oligohymenophorea; Peniculida; Parameciidae
Source: the annotation of a GenBank genome assembly
CUCACUUUAUUCUAUUAGAAAGGGUUUUCGUGGAAAAUAUGAAUAAAAUAUAGAGAUUUAAACUUUUUAGAUUUAUUGAUCCCAGUAAUCAUUUGAGUAUAGAAAUUUGAUACUUAAGUCAAUCAAAAAAGUAGAAUAAAACAAAGAAAAUGAUUACAAAAAGCUAACUGCUUACUUUAGUUUAUAUAGAAAGUUAAAUAGAAGUUAGUGAAAUCAACACCUUAAUCAGAGGAGUUCUCUUGAAAAUUUGAU